Pocillopora meandrina is the source of this 11798-nucleotide messenger RNA. The record is from the annotation of a GenBank genome assembly. Lineage: Eukaryota; Metazoa; Cnidaria; Anthozoa; Scleractinia; Pocilloporidae.
CUACGAACACCUUCUAUAGCGUCACCCAAGUAAGACCGGCAACGGACCGGCGACGUGGUAUGAUUCCUGGAAUAUAACUACGUUAAAUUAUUUUCAUUUUGUUCUUUUAUGGGCUAAGACUGCUUUCUGGUGUUUUAUAAGAGAAGAUGGCCUUAGAUUUGAGACUUACGGACUUACUGGAUCGUGACAGGUAAAAUGGCAUCAAGUAUUGAUCAUAUUAUUUCAAGUUAAACCUGUACGAAGUUUAGAAUAAUAAAAGGGCAAUUCCUCGUAUAUAAGGAACGAGACUUUGAUAUAGAUUCACAUUUAUGGACACUAAAUUAGACAGGCAUUUACUACAGCUAUUAUUUUUAGGACAACACUGUGAUAAUAGAUAUAUAAAAAGAUGAAAGCAUCAACCUAAAGAACACAAUAGUGGAUCUCGAGCUCAGAACCAAAUUCCUGUAAAUAACACUUUUAGAAGACUGGCUAACAGAAAGGAGAGUGACUACUGAGUUACUGGGAGUAAAAGCGCUAACUUUUGAAAAUCAAGAUGUCACUUCAAAGUAUCAUUUACUUUGUAAAUUUCCUUUGCGAUCAUAUUUCCUUACAAUAAACAAAUACAUGGAGCCUACUAAUAUAUGUUUGUUAUGUAAACUCGCAGCUAGAAGCACUUGUUAUCUGGUGACAAUAUUUUUCAAUAGUCUGUCCUCUAAUAUGUAAAUGUAUGACCUUAUCAAUUUUGAGUCAAUUGAGCCAAAAAUUAGACUAUUACGAUUAUUAUUUGUAUGUGACAUCACCCCCUAGCAAAGUUUCCCCACGUUCUAUUUCUCCAUAUCAUUGUUAUAUCCCUCCCAACUUAUGACCUAAGUAUAAGUUUUUAAACAUAUUUUGAGAUAAGUUUCAAAGCUUGGAAGGUCAACAGCCUGAGUAUCAAAACCUUCAAACGAUGAGUGCCUUCAUAAGAGUCUACCCUGAGAAGGAAGCAAAAACUGAUUGAGAGUGACUUGACCUCAUGAUUGGGGCAACUCAACCAUACUUUGCAGCAAUGGAGCUUCAUGUAGGGCUAUGGACCUUAGGGAGACUGUGCAAAGGGGGCAAUUUCACUUGUUAAAUAAUUAUUUCAUGAAGCUAUUGUUUUGUUUGUUUGAUUCUAGGCUGCCAGGUGGUGGAGGACCAUUACCACUAUUGUUAUACAUUCCAUGUGGCCUCCUGCUUGUGAUAUUUAGAAUCUUCUUCGGACUUCAGCUUCUUCUUAUGUUGACAGUGUUACCCAAAGGAUCAAUAAUAAGGAGGUGAGAAACUAUGUCACUGUACAGCUGCUCCUAAAGAGGUCUGAGAUUAAAAUUCAUGUGUGGUCAGGUUUAACCACAAAUUCCAAUUAUAGCUUGAAAACUGCAUGCAUGAGUGCAAGCUUUCACAUAUGCUGUAUCUCCUUGGAUAUAUGCCAAUGCUCUAAUAAAUGUCGUCCACUCAAUAAGUGUCACCCCCCUGUGCCACAUUGUCAAACAAGCACCCCUCUGGGGUAAGUGCACCCCUCUAGGGUAAGUGCACCCCUCCUCUCUCAUUUCCUUGAAUAGUAGGGAUGCAAGAAAUAUCUGUUUCUAUUACCACUUUGUUUAUCACUCUUCAAGCUUUAAAUACAAUGAAGUCAGUACAGGUGUAUAAAUUGGACUUGCUUUUCAAAUGCUUUGCGCAUUGUUUUUACAUACCUAUGAAAUUUACAUAUCUGGAAAAUUAAAGUGAGGAAAUGGUAUUGAGGUGGUGUCUAAACUUGACUGUCACAAAUGAGUGAGUAAACAUAUGCAGGUAUGCAUAUAUAGUGUGAAGUAAAGACAGAGUCUUUAUUCAGAAAAAAAAAUGCUGGUGCCAAAGAACUAGGAUGUGUCUUGAAAGACUACCAAUCGAAUAGAAAUGAUUGUCUUUUGACAUGCUUGAAAUGAUCCAAUACUUUUUAAAUAUGUUUACAAGCAUUACCAUUACUAAAAUAUUAUAUGUUCCAGCUCAAUGUGAAAUUAAUUAGAUGAGUUAUUUUAAUGAUCACUAGUAUUACAAAAUUAUUUUAAUAAACUAGAUGUGCUUAAAGGCCUUAACAUGAGAAGCUAAAAUUGUGUUCCUUUUGAUUUUGUAGGAUUCUUCUCAGAGUAUCUAGUAAGAUAUUAGGGAUUGCUGUAACCCAUGAGGGAUUUGAAAACUUUAAUAAAGAUCAGCAUAAGGUACUAAUAAAGAUUCUUCAACAUUGCUUAUUUGCUAAGAACUGUUUGUGUUUUGGCAUCAAAAGAAAUCCAGUAUUUCAUUGGUUUUGCUUGUGUUCAUGCUGUGAUUAGUCUACAAAACUUGCUCCCCACCAUAGUUUACACGGUCAUAUAGAUAAUGGAUGAGUGCCCUGUCAAUAACUUAUCACUGUGUUAUAUUCAAUAACUUCUAGAAAGCUAAAUUACUCUGAGAAUGAGAACAGAAUGCCAUCAUCUCAAAAACUGCAAAACUUAAAAGUUCUUGAACAAAAGGACAAUUAACUGUGGUGUACAUGUUUUUCAUUUAUUCUUUACAGCUUGUUGUCACCAAUCAUGUUACAUGCCUGGAUAAUGUUGCUGUUGAAACAAUACUUCCUAGUGUUAUGGUUAGUCUGACCUAUAAGUUGUCUUAAUGACUGAGUUUUAGUCUUAAAAUUCAGCUCAGACAAUUGGGAGGGGGCUUGUUACUUUAAGACAAAAAUCAAAAGUAAGCGAAAUUGAGAGAUAUCUUUAUUAUUAAUUUCUGAGUAAAAAGGCAAAGUUUCACUGUUUCUAUAAACUUUCAAGUGAUUUUGCUGACCAGUAUCUGGACUGGUGGCUGGAACAUGCCACAUUUGAAUCUGAUUCACAAACUAGCUUGACAAUUUGUUUGGGGACUUUUUCGGUCUGUGAUUAGUGCUGUUUGAAGCUUAUACUGCAAGUGGUUACAGAGCUGACUGAAAUUUUAAACCUUUGUUACUGUGGUGACUCGACCCCAUUGCCUGGCAGAAGUAGUUGAAAUAAAUGAAGCCAUAUGCUACUAUUACUACUACUGAUAAUGACUCUAUAUCAUUAGACAAACUAUCACCUACAAGUUAAUUGAUAUCUACAGUGAAAUGUUGUAUUCAGCAAAGACCUUGUGAUAUUUUCCAGCCAUACAGCAGAUGUGAUUGUCCAUGGCUUUUAAAGUGGGUCCUAGGGUAUCAAGAAUUUAGUGCUGACAAACAAAGAGAAAAUGUAGACAGAGAGAUUAAAGAGUACUUACAGGGUAAGAGCUACAGGUGUAGUUGAUUUAAUGUAGUUUUGGUGUUGUGUGUAAAAUAGGGUGUAAAGGAUUUUUUGGAGAAGCUCAACUCUACAAUGUGUCACUUUCUUUUGUGCUCUAAAAUGUUGGACUGAUACUGCACAAUCCUCAUUUAUUUAGAGUUGUAUUAAUAAUAAUUAAUAAAAAAUAAGGAAUAACAAAAAUACUAUUGACUUUUUCGGAUUUCAGCUUUUUGUCACAAGAAAGUUUGAUUAUCACUGGAUGUGUUAACUUAAUGAGAAACAUUUAUAUACAGGGCGCCACUGUGCACAAGGGUCUUAGUUGAAAAAUUGGGAACCAAUUUAGAAAAAUUAUGUACUGAAAGUUUUACAUUGGUGUACUUUGAAAAAGUUUUUAUUACAUUUUCAGUUUUAAUGCCCCUGAUUAGACAAGAAGUGUAAGGGAGGCUGUGAUAUGAGGGAUAUUACCGGUAUUAGGAGUAUAUUAAGCUUUUUUGUAUGUACCCCUUUGCACCCUAACAUUAGCAUUCAUAUUCUCUGCACUGGUACUGGCAAGGAGAAUUUGUUCGACAAUCAGAAGCUUCUUGAAUUUAUUUUCCUUUUUUCUCCCUUAACUUUUAAUUCAAGGGUAAUACUGCAAGGAGAAAUAAGAAAGCGUCACUCUUAAGGGUUUAAGGGUUCAAAUCCUUUGUGAGCAGGAUGAACUUAACUUGAAAAGGGGAGUGAUAAAAGCUAAGUUUUUCAUUUGUCUCACGAUGUAGUCACGUGUGAUGGGAUCUACAUCACAUGUGACUACAUCAUGAGGCAAAUGAAAAACUUAGCUUUUAUUGUUAUUCACCACGAUGAAUAACCACAACCUUUUCUACGAAAUUAAAAGAGGAAUAGUUCCCACUCAGGUGAUGGUAUUGAUGUAUUUGCCUUCAAAUUAUCUUUUUUCCCUGUAAUCAAAUACUUAGAUCUAGAAUAUUUUUUCUAACUAACAACAUCUGUAGCAAUCAAAAUGUUAUUUGAAGGUAAAGAAACGUUUCUAACUUAUAGUGGCAAUAGUUUGAUCCUUAUUUCAUUGUAUAUCUAUUGUUGUUGCAAUUAUAGUUUUUUUUUCUUUUGUUUAGGGUCUGACUUUCCUCUUCUGGCAUUUCCAGAGGAAAAAAUAACCAAUGGAAAGAGAGGCCUUUUAAAAUUCAAGUAUGUAUCAUACAGUUUUUCUUAAUCUUAAUCUAAAUCUAAAUCUAAAUCUAUUGAGUCAGUAAAAUCACACAACAUCACACAAACUCUAAAAAUAAUAAUAACAAUUUAAUAAUGUUAAAAAUCUAAGAGCUUAACAUCAUACAAUAAUAUAAAUUCUGAAUAAAAACUAGUACAGUAGAAUAUUAAAAACUACUGAGUACCUUAGACCUAAAACUGUUAACAAACGAUGUAUUUUCUGCCAUUAACAAUGAUUAAGUACUUUUAAAGAAAUUUUACACUUUUUAGAUGAGCAGUUUUAUUUUCAUUCAGUUCCUUAAUUACAAAGUAAUUCAGCUGCCAUCAUAGUGUGUAAAGUAAUAACACCCAACAUUUUACUGCAUAUUUAGUACCUUUCUAAGGCUUGAAACUUAAUGUAGUUAAGUUUCAACCAAAUUAGUUCUUCAUGAAUUAUUGGCUAUUGGGGCCAGGAUCAUGGCAUUGGCAUUUGGUCAUGAUAAUUACCAACAUUGACUGUCAACUUGAUAAGUUCAAAAUGUGACUGAUGAAUAAUUUGAUGCAUUUCUGACAAAGUUUGUUUGGUUUUCCUUACUGUUACAGCCCAUGGUGUUUCCAGUUUAGCAGCACUGUAUUACCUGUAAGUGGUAUUACUGGCAAUAUCUUCUCUGUCUUUGAAUAAAUUUUACCUUGAUAACUAAGAUUAACACAAUUCUAGUCACUGAUGGGUAAGGGAGUUGUAAAGAUUAAUAUCAUGGAAAUGGUUCAGAAUUCUUGCAAAAGUAAUGUACAGUUAAAAAUUUAUUUUCCAAGGUCUUGGAAGAUUAGGGAGAAGUGUGUUUUUCUUUUAGUUCCAGUAAUCCAGUAUUUGUGUUUAUCUUCAAAUACCUUUCUAAUAAUACAAUUUUUUUAUUUUUGCAGGCAGUAAUCACAGUGAGACGCCCUCUUUUUGUCCCAAUACCCCCUGUGAGUUUGUAUUCUCAUUCAGUUAAAUAGUUUUGAAAUUGUAACUUACAGAGGGUGGUUCUGGAAGUAAACUUCUAAGGAUUUUCUAUUACUUUCUAUAAUCUUAGAUAUGUGGGCAUUCUGAAAAAUUUUCCACUAAAGAGAGUUUUGGUAGCUUUUAGAAAGUAGAAGGAUUUGCAUUAGAGGAUUAUGCUCUCCUAUCAAUAUUUUGCCUCAAAUACAUUAUUUACCCAUGGAUAGGCCACAGGUUUUUAUUUGAAAAAAAGGGAUGAAACUUGGGGGCACAGCUUAGUAUACACUAUUGAAGCAUUUUGACACCAGCAUCAGUAAAGUUUUUUUCAAAUUGUUGUACUUCUCUAUUAUUUCAAAACAAACAUCACUUUAAAAUUACUUUAAUUGGUAAUUGGUUUCAUUACAACAGCUACGUGACCUCUGAUUGCAAUUCACUAAUUUUUUUUUUUCCACGAAAAUUAAUCAAAAAUUUGUGGUUCAGCCCAUGCAUGGGUGCAACAUAUGUGCUUGGUAAAUACAGAAAAUAUUUGCAUUCUGACUGUUUUCUAAGUAGAAUAUGAUAUUUUCAUUUCUUGAGUUAACACAACCCCAGCUUACCAUUUGUAGGUCACUUGACCAACUGUUAUAAAAGGCCUUUUCUGAUAAAUUGUUUCCUUUGGUUAGUUAUUUAUAAGUUAAGAAAAGGAUAACCCGGCACACUGACAAUUAAGUUUUUGGCUGUCAGUUUGAGAUAAACAAUCAACUGAUAUUACAGUUUUCAGCUUCAGAUUAGUAAUGAAACAAACAUUAAGUUUAGACUGAAAGCCAAAAGCUUCAGAUUUUAAGGUUGACUUUUGCUCAAAGAAUGGCCUUUUAUGGAAAGAUGAAUUUCAAGUCCUGGUUGCUCUUCUAUUUUAAAUCCACCAAAACUGGUUUAUCAUAAAGGAAUGCUAUUAUAAUAAUAAGACAAUGAUAUAGAGAAAAGUUUUUAAAACUGUUUCCCUUUUCGAUAGCAUGUUUUAGGAAGUGGUUGGUGGCAGGACUUUUCCUGGUCUUUGUUUGUACCAUAUACACUUUACAAUAUAAGGUGAGUUCCUUCAGGGGCCAGUGUCCCACAAUGAGGGUAUAAUUUAUUUUUAAAGAAGCAGUGGUGCUGCAUCAGUAAGGGGGAGUAACAAAGAUAAUUUGGUUUAACUCCCUCUGAUUCUCUUUGCUUUAAAAAAGGGCUUACUCCUAAGGGAUUGAUCCUGAUGAGCUCUCAGUGAAAUGAAGCCUUUUUGUUAUAACUUUAAUUAAUUAUUCUGGUUGAGUUUUCUGCUCAUAUAGCAGAUGUCUAUUUUAGCAUACAAGAGAAAUAUUAUUGCACCAGCUCUUGAUUGCUAAUCAAAUAUAUUCAUAUCUUUAAAAUCUUUUUGUUGUUUUAUGCCAUAGAUAUUUUCAUUCAUGACAAUCAAUAUCAGUACCUUCUAAUUUAUCUUUUUUCUCCAAAAUCCUGUGGAUGAUCAGAAACCUUUUUUAAUACUUUUUGCAGAUUUCUUCCUCCAGUAGAAUCCAAAGUAGAAUCCAAAGCAGAAGACAUUUCCAGUGAUAUACAGAAGGUGUGACACUCCUCCACCCUGGUCUUAUAUUUAUUUUUUAUUCCUAAAUUACAACCAAAAUACAGCAAAAGAAAUUUGGCAAAAGAGUUGGGCUCAGUUGUUUGAAGUUCUCAAAGCAUGGUUUCCUACAUUGCAUGUAAGUUAUAUUUACCCUAACCCAUUUUUAACAUGAUGCAAUUCAUGAAUAAAUUUCUCCGAUGAGAGCCGAUCAGAUUGCAAGGAUCACCAGCGAUUUCAAAAUGCAUGUAAUAAUGGCUAAAAUGCACCAAGGAGGUUAUGCCAGAAUGCAUCAAUUUCAACUAAUCACCUGUAGGUAGAUGUGAGUGACAGUGACAGAGAAAAUCAUUAAUUUCAACCUCAAUACUUGACAAUGACCAGAAGUUGAAUGGCAACACAGAAAGUACCAUUUUGUGACAUUUAUACAAAUUGUGACUAGAUUUUCAGCGCCAAUGGUUGUAUAGAUUGUCUACAAGUUUUUUUCAGUGACAAGAGUACACAGUUUGGCAUUCAUUGCAUGAUAAUGUUUGUUCUUGAUAUUGCAGCACAUGGCUAGUUCCUCUGGGCUGACACCCACAAGCUUCACCGCUCAGGAUGUAAAAGACCUGGAAGCAGGUAUACCUUUUCUUUUAAAAGAGCAUCAGUGAAGUUAAGUCUCAGAGGCCUAAAGUGACCCAUAAUUUUUGCUGCUUGUCUUCAGUUGCUAUAUCAUAGAAGGACUAGGAAUAAUGCCUCCAGGAUGGAGUGCUAGUUCAUAGCAAGUUAACCCCCUGCCACCCCUCUCUCCAAAAAUUCAUCUGAUUUUCACAGACAGUCUUAUAGAACCAAUUUUAUUCAUCUGGAUGGAGAUCAGAGGAGCAUUGUGAAAGCAAUUCAAAGUAUCUUGUGCAAGAAACUUAACACAAUGAUGCAACCAAUGUGUCUUGCUCCAGGCAGGCCACUGUGCCUGGUUACCAGUUUGUCACAGCAUUUUCUAUAGUUUGACUGCAAGAACCUUGGAUGCUCAAACGAUUAAAAAAAAUUCUUUUCACAAAACUCAUCUUUUAAAUAUAAUUUAUUUGUGUGUUGUGUUGUAGUUCACAGAAAUCCCCAAUCUCAGGAGUCAGCCCCAAAUGGAAGCACCCCUCCCAGUCAGCCCCUGAACAGUACAAGUCGAAACACAAGGCUGGCAAGAAUGGUACAGCAGGUUAGAGAAGUACUUCCUCAGGUUCCCUCAUCAGCUAUAUCAAGAGAUUUGAGUAAGUUGGUUUUAAUUACAAAAUUUGAGUAACUAUUUCUGUCAUGAAACCAAUUUGUAAUAUAUUGAUGAGUAGCACAAUCACCAUGCCCAUAGGGGGUUGACUGCAAACUUUCAAUGAUUUCUUCUGUUUUACAUUUUCAUUGAAGCCAAAUCUUUGCUUACAGGUAAAGUUCUUCUUAUUGAUUAUAGUAAAAGCAAAAAAUCAGAAAACCACAUUACUGUCUUUGAGAAAAUACCCGUGAAAGAUGAAAAAUCGAGCCAAUUUUGGUUGUAACGCGUAACACAAUCUCAGUGGUAAAAUUUUUUAAAUACAUUUUUCACUGAAAAGAAAGCUCGUUUGAGCAAACAAAUUACACCUAAUGAUAACACACAAUAAACACUACAUUUGAGCAAAACUUUGACAUUUCAAGUUUAUUAAAACGCAUAGAAAAGAUUCAUCAUUCUUAAGUAUCCUUUGUGUAACGCUGGGUUUCAGAAUUUGGAAGUAUACCAAGUUGUUGUCCGCAGAAUGACUGAACUGGAAUCCUGUGGGAACAAAAACACAUUAACCAGAUGCUCAUACUUGGUGUUCUAAGAUAGCGAAAAAUCAGUCUAAAGGAUUGACUAUAAACGGAGAAAUAUCAGUGUAAAACAGUCGCUACGGUUUUGUAAAACCUGAUUACACAAUAAUAUUUUUCAUCAACUUACCUGCUCCUUCGCUACUAUACUUCAAACACGGCAAAGUCGGGUUUCGAAAUCGAUAACACUUCAAUGCUCAUAAGUUUCUCUUGUCAUUUCCAAGUUUUCGGGUCCAUAUCUUUAGAAACGGCCAAAAUAUUCACUUUUGACCAAGUCGCUACGCUUUUUACCAUGUUGACGCCAUAUUGAGAACGGAGUCUCGCCACAAAUGCCACCAAAAGCGCUAUGAAAUCUGCUGUUUACUCCGCCAUUUUCGCCUUCAUCUUUUCAUCUCCGUGUCGAAAAUAGCUUGGUAACAUUUCCUAUUUUGGUUUCUGCGACGUUAUUAAGGGUCGGGGGUCUUCAAGCUCAAUAAUUUUUCUGAGAUUUAGCCAUCUGUAAAUAUCGCUUCAAGUGCGCUUGACAAGAGGUAUGGUUAACGAAAAGGAAGAAAAGCUUGCGAGGAUCAAAGAGUGGAGGAGGAAAAAGCAGGAAAAGAAUAGGCUAAGGAAUCUAAAAUACAAUGAAAAGAAUCGCAAAAAGAGAGCUGAAUUUCCAAGAGAAAAAUGGUGAUGUGAUCUUCAAGUUGUAAAAAGAGGCAAAGUCAGUUUUUAGAGUGCCAGUUGAUCUCACUAGGGAGAUACUAGCCUCCAUGUAAUACAAAAUGUUAUUAUUUCUACUUUUUACUGUGUCAGUGAACUCGAAAUUGAUUAUUUGUGAAAAAGACCACACCCACAAGGGAUUAUGGGUAAAUACAAAUUUGAAUCAAAUGUGACAAAAAUAAAAUAGUUUGAAAUAAAUCAGUUGUAAUAGUAAAUGUGAAUUUAAAUCAGACCUAAAGAAGUGAUUUUGUCCCAAACUAGCAAUUUUCACAUUUUCCAUACAUGUUACAGAAGUGGGUAUGGUGAUUGUGCUACUCAUCAUUAGACAAAUGGAACUUGAUUCCAGUUUUAUCUUUUCAAGAGAUUUUGAUUAGCUAGAUAUUUAACAAACUGUUCUGAAUGUUUUGUCUGUGCUGUAAAUCAUAAAUGAAUGAUUUAUUAAAAGCUAUAAUUUCUGUUUAUUAUGUUCGUUGGAGGGUUGUCGAUUACCUUGUAAAGGGAGGUGUGCCAACUACUUUUUCCACUCAUUGGUUAUAUUAUUGUGAAGUAAUAUGUUGCAUGUUUAAUCAGUGCUGUAAAUUGUUUAAUAUUAACAGCUAGAUAAAGUUUGUUACUCAUGUCAAUUGUGCAUCAUUUGAAGUUAAUCACUACAUCUUGCACAGUUAGAAGGAGUAUUUUAAGUACAGAGUAGAACAAUGCAAUGAUUUAAACCUUACAUCUACAUUGUAGCUUUUCAGUCAUUGCUCAUUGCUACAGAGUAAGCUGAAGAACUGAAGUGCACACAACCAACCAUAGUCUGACAUCUCCUUACCUUUUUAGCCCACCCCUCCUAAAUGCAUGGCAUGUUCUCUUUAUUCAAGGUCAGACACACUGUGUUGAUACAACUAUCACCAAUAUUUUGGAAGGAAGAGUCAGUUACACACCAGAGAAAGAGGACAGGGAAGCUAAGUCAGAUAGUGAUGGGAAGACUGCCUCUUCAGGGAAUGCUAAUGAAGUGAGUGUUUUUGUCAUGACAAUGAGUCAGGGCAAUCCAGUGUGUUUGUUUGUUCUUUUUUAAUCAAGACUAUUUCUUUCAGAAAACUUCAACUACACCUCAAAUAAAAUUUUCACGAAAUUCAGAGGAAAGGCAAAGACUUCUUAAUCAAAGGAAAGCACAAAUGCUUGAGAAUGCAAGAAGGUAAAAAAAAAAAACAUGGCAAAUUUCAUGCUAUAUAUAACACUGUUAUCACAAAUGUAAUGAAUGUACAGUCUAAUCCUAUUUACUAAAAUUGCACGAUUACUGGAAUAAUACAAUAAGGAUCAAGCAACAUGUAUUGACAGAGUGACAGGAGUGACAGAAGUAACCCAGAAUCAAAUUGGUUUUGUUUUACAUUGAUGUAGGACUGGUCCAGAAAACUAGUGCCACCCUCUUAGCCAGUCAGAUGCAAAAUUAAAGCCAAUCACAUCUUGGUUGUGUUUUCUCGUGCUUCAGACAGUUUGCUUGUUUUUACUUUUAGUUCUCAAUUGCCCCUUCCUUUGCUGUGAUUGGCUUUUGCAAUUACUUUCAAUGGGUGUUAGUUAACACUCCAUCCAAAGGGGUCUUAAAAUAACUUACCUUUCUUUUGUUUUUAUUUCAGGCGCUUUAGAGAUAAUCAGCUUUAAGACGAGGAACACUGAUGAUCAUAAUUAUUUUGUGUUUCUUGGAAGUCACCUGUUCCAUACUUCACUUUAAAGUUUGUUUUCCCUGAAAUACAUGUUAGUUUGAUUGGGGUAUCCUAGUCCCCAUCUUUGUUUAGCAUCUUUUGCUUCAAAUUCUUAGUCUAUAUAUAUUUAUCAUCCAUAAUUAUUAUUUUUAUCUUCCUGAUAAUUCAUACUUAGUCUGGCAGAUCUAUGAGUUUACAUUGUCUUUUCCCCAUUUCUGACUUUUUACCUGUGGCUUGGGGUAUUGUGUGCUAUAAGUAUGUUGUGUAAUGCCAGUUGAUAUUUAAUAGAAGAAGAUGACUUAAUUUUUAGAACAAGUAGUUUAUGAAUUGCUCCCUAUUAAUAAAUUUUCACACAAAAUCCAGAGUGAUGCACUAGGUGAAUUGAUUUUAGGAUAAAGUUUGUCAUGUACCUAAAGUAUGUGUACUUGACAUUCUAGCUGGGUGAUAGACUUGGAGAUAAAUAUUGGAAUGCAUACUGAGUCAAGAAAAAAUAGUAACCUACUGGGUAAGCAACAUGUUGGGUAUUGCUAAAAAUAUUUUUUCAGAUUUCAAUGUAAUGUUGUCGGAAUGUAUUGACCAACACCAACAUUUAGUAUUAUAGAAUAUUCACUUUUUUAAAAUUUCAAAAGAUAUCAGGCACAUACAGU